CGCUGUGGGGGAGAGAAGGUGAAGGCUGGAUCCAUAUUGCCCCAGGAGCUGCCAGACCAAGCCCCACCCAGAGAAGUGAGCACUGUGAAAAGCAGUCAUUGGCACAUGGGACAGAGGGAGCUGACCAUGCCUGGCUUGUGAAAACUUAACACUCAUCCUGAAAGGUCCCUCUGAAGGGCUUAGACUCUUUCAUACUGCAACACAGCUAGAUGUAGGGGCACUAGGCGCAAUGUCCCUGUUGUUCACUCGCUCCAAGUCAAUAGUUGCUGUAAAGAAGGAUAAAAGACACAUGGCUGAGGUAAAUGCUUCUCCACUGAAGCAUUUUGUCACUGCAAAGAAGAAAAUCAAUGGCAUCUUUGAACAGUUGGCUGCAUAUAUCCAGGAGAGUUCCACAUUCCUGGAAGAAACACACAGGAAUGUGGAACUUGACCCUGUCACCACAGAAGAGCAGGUAUUGGAAGUCAAAGGAUACCUGUCAAAAGUCAGUGGCAUUAGUGAGGUGCUGGCACGGCGACACAUGAAAGUGGCUUUUUUUGGCAGGACAAGCAAUGGAAAAAGCACAGUGAUAAAUGCCAUGCUGUGGGAUAAAGUCCUUCCCUCGGGGAUUGGACACACCACUAAUUGUUUCCUGCGUGUGGAGGGGACGGAUGGUCACGAUGCCUUCCUACUUACUGAAGGCUCAGAGGAGAAGAGGAGUGUCAAGACAGUCAACCAGCUGGCUCAUGCUCUCCAUCAAAAUGAAUUUCUGCAUGCUGGCAGCCUGGUCAGUGUGGUGUGGCCCAAUUCCAAAUGUCCUCUCUUAAAGGAUGAUCUAGUGCUUAUGGACAGCCCUGGCAUUGAUGUAACCACAGAGCUGGACAGCUGGAUUGACAAGUUUUGUCUGGAUGCUGAUGUAUUUGUGUUGGUGGCAAACUCUGAGUCCACGCUGAUGCAAACGGAGAAGCAGUUCUUCCACAAAGUGAACGAACGUCUGUCUCGCCCCAACAUUUUUAUCCUGAAUAACCGCUGGGAUGCAUCAGCUUCAGAACCUGAAUACAUGGAAGAGGUCCGUCGACAGCACAUGGAGCGCUGCACCAGUUUUCUAGUGGAUGAACUGGGUGUGGUGGAUCGAGCGCAGGCUGGGGACCGCAUCUUCUUUGUGUCAGCGAAGGAAGUGCUAAAUGCCAGGAUCCAGAAGGCUCAAGGGAUGCCGGAAGGAGGUGGAGCAUUGGCAGAAGGAUUUCAAGUAAGAAUGUUUGAGUUUCAAAACUUCGAGAGACGAUUUGAGGAAUGCAUCUCACAGUCUGCAGUGAAAACAAAGUUUGAGCAGCACACAGUGAGAGCCAAGCAGAUUGCUGAAGAUGUUCGCCUUAUCAUGGACUCUCUGCAUAUUGCUGCCCAGGAGCAGAGGGUUUACUGUCUGGAGAUGCGAGAGGAACGACAGGAGCGCUUGGGUUUUAUUGACAAACAGCUGGAGCUGCUCACUCAGGACUACAAGAUGAAAAUAAAACAGAUCACAGAAGAGGUAGAAAGACAGGUGUCGAAUGCAAUGGCUGAAGAGAUUAGGCGACUCUCAGUGUUGGUAGAAGACUACCAGAUGGAUUUCCACCCAUCUCCAGUUGUCCUCAAAGUUUACAAAAAUGAACUACAUCGACACAUUGAGGAGGGUUUGGGCCGUAACAUGUCAGAUCGAUGUUCUAAUGCCAUCACUGCUUCCCUGCAAACCAUGCAACAAGAAAUGAUAGAUGGUUUAAAGCCCCUUCUCCCAGUCUCUUUACGGGGUCAAAUAGACAUGCUGAUCCCCCGGCAAUGCUUCACACUCAGCUAUGACCUGAACUGUGACAAGCUUUGUGCCGACUUCCAGGAGGACGUUGAAUUCCAUUUUUCUCUUGGCUGGACAAUGCUUGUGAAUAGGUUUUUGGGACCAAAGAACAGUCGCCGGGCCUUGAUGGGCUAUAAUGACCAGAUUCAACGUCCUUUACCUUUAACCCCAGCGAAUCCCAGUCUGCCUCCCCUACCCCAGGGUUCUAUGACCCAGGAAGAGCUCAUGGUGUCUAUGGUGACUGGAUUGGCAUCACUGACUUCCAGAACUUCCAUGGGGAUCCUCGUGAUUGGUGGAGUGGUCUGGAAGGCUGUGGGCUGGAGACUGAUUGCUCUCUCUUUUGGCCUUUAUGGGCUCCUUUAUGUAUAUGAGCGCCUCACUUGGACUAUGAAAGCGAAGGAGAGAGCCUUCAAACGUCAGUUUGUGGAGUAUGCGAGUGAGAAACUGCAGCUCAUUGUCAGCUACACAGGCUCCAACUGCAGCCAUCAAGUCCAACAGGAGCUUGCUGGGACAUUUGCUCACUUGUGUCAGCAGGUGGAUGUCACACGGGAGAAUCUUGAGCAGGAAAUUGCUGCCAUGAAUAAAAAAAUUGAAAUCUUGGACUCAUUGCAAAGCAAAGCAAAACUGCUCAGGAAUAAAGCAGGCUGGCUGGACAGUGAACUCAACAUGUUCACGCAUCAGUACCUGCAGCAGCGCAGAUAAUGUGGGAAGACAAGAAACCAUUUCCCUUCAGUGCUCUCUUAACUGCUGCAGAGAACGUGGUGGGUGAUGGAAUCCCUAAGGAGCAUGAGGAAAAGCAAGCUGUUGCGUGGUCUAUCACCAUGUGAACAAUGGGAUUCUUCUUUCCCCUAUCAUGUCCAACCUCUCAACACACCUCUUCUUGCCUGCCAGGGAGAUUAGAAGGAAUUUCUGCUUCAUACACUUACAGGAGGCUUUUGUAAUGCAGAACGAAGUAGGGUAGUUUGUCAGUUGUUUAAAAAA
Molecule: messenger RNA, 2782 nt
Organism: Chelonoidis abingdonii (Abingdon island giant tortoise)
Lineage: Eukaryota; Metazoa; Chordata; Testudines; Testudinidae
Source: RefSeq, a predicted model, not a curated record